Molecule: messenger RNA, 396 nt
Organism: Porites evermanni
Lineage: Eukaryota; Metazoa; Cnidaria; Anthozoa; Scleractinia; Poritidae
Source: the annotation of a GenBank genome assembly
AUGGUAUCUUUCAAUGUAAAAUCUUUAUUUACGAACGUUCCGAUUGAAGGCGCUGAUAGAGCUACGUUAUGGAAACUAGAGAGUGACCUACGCUUCCCUAAUCACACAACUUUAACAGCUGCACAGAUUGCUGACCUUCUAAACUUUGUUUUAAGGUCCACAUACUUUCAGUAUGAUGGAGCAAUUUAUGAACAACAAGAUGGUGCUACUAUGGGAAGCCCAGUUUCCGCAGUCAUAGCUAACCUCUACAAGGAGGACUUUGAAGAACAGGCACUAUCAUCCGUGCCAACCACACCAAAGAUCUGGAAACGUUAUGUUAAUGACACUUUUACCAUCUUAGAAUGGAAUGAUGUCAAAGACUUUCUACAGCACCUCAACACUCAACAACCAUCGGUU